This is a messenger RNA of Meira miltonrushii, 6916 nucleotides long. RefSeq lists its product as uncharacterized. Gene Ontology annotation, biological process: protein import into nucleus; RNA export from nucleus. The record is from RefSeq and is a predicted model, not a curated record. Gene Ontology annotation, cellular component: nuclear pore inner ring. Gene Ontology annotation, molecular function: structural constituent of nuclear pore. Bases 31 to 6513 code for a protein of 2160 amino acids. NCBI's taxonomy places the organism in Eukaryota, Fungi, Basidiomycota, Exobasidiomycetes, Exobasidiales, Brachybasidiaceae. The transcript has a single exon.
UUCUUGCCUAUCAAACAUCACAUCGCUGUAAUGGCUCUUUCAGCUGAAGCUGGGCCUUCUUCCCUGCCCGAAAGGGUAUCAAGAUCGCCAUUGUCAACUUUUCGACAGUUGAAUGAUGCUUUGGAAGCGGCAAAUUCGACCGUUCCAACUGCAAUCAUUCAUAAAAAGCUGAAAGAAGCCUUACCGGUGCUCAAAUCUGUGUACAAGCAGAAACGAACUUUGGUGGUGAAUGAAAGCAAAACAAAUCUUGACGAAUCACUCAACAAUGUCGCCAAGCAAUGCGCUAUCUUGCAUCAGGUGGAAGAAUCUGAGAUGAAGUCUCUAUUGCGGCUUUAUCUUGAUAGCGAGGACGUUCGAUUGGAUUUAUUGACAAGCCGAUCAAGAUCUAUCUCACGUCCUUUGAUGCCGUCUCGUUCCGUUCAUGGACGUCAAUCGGUCGCACCUGGAAGCGAAGAUGUCAACACACAGCUAAUUGAUGCUCUAUCGAUAUUCUAUUGUGAAGAGCAAUUGUACGCGAUUCGUUGUAUAAGUGCUCUCCUUCGUAUCGGCGAUGACAAUUAUCACGACCUUCACAAUAUCGCCGAAGAGAUCUUGGGUCAAUUCCUCGAUCAAGAUUUUGCACUACAAUGUCUUGCAAGAGUAGAAACGCUUUGUGCACUUUCGCUGUCCGACUCUGUUCGCGAAGUUCCUCGCUAUAGCACCUUUUGGUCCAAACAUUCUGUAAGAGAACAAAUUGGUCUUUUGGAAUGCGUCUUUUUGGCCUAUUAUAGUCGCCUCGAAUCUUCAGCCAAGUUUGUGGAGAAAGUGCAUAGUAUCAUACAGUCCACCAAUUUCGGUCAAAAUCAUUCAUGUGCCGGCUUCUUUGAUGCAGAAGCAACCUCUUUGCUGGAUAAUCUUUCCUACCUCUUAAUCUUACUGGCUAUCGAAAGCUUGGAUAUCGAGAAAUUGGUAGACGGCGACAACUUCCUCACACUCGGAAGACCAUCGGCUGAGGAUGAUGCACGUCGGCAGCUGAUCGAUGCACCAGAAAUCGUCGAGAAAGUGAUUGAUUAUUUACGUUCUUCAACAACCCGAGAUCACCUUCGCGGUCCUUUACUCAUUGGCUGGGCACUUUUUGUAAGUCGCAUGGAUGGCGCUGUCUGCGAUUGGACAGAAGCAAGAGGGACAGAAAGGUUACCAAAACAUCUUCAAGCCUUGAAUGUCGCCCUUGAAAAGCGUGGAGGAUCAGGCUCACUCUGGCCUGAACUAGUUUCAGCUGCUCUCUCACCUGAGCUUGGUGUCUUUUCCACUCUAUACAAUCUGGUAAAAUCUCCCUUGAUUCGAUGGGAUGCCCGUUCAAAGUUCGCAAUUGCCGUUGCACCAUCUUCAUCUCUAGCAAUGCGAGCAGUGAUGAAAGGCUUUGUUUUGUCCAUCAAUGAAUUGGUCAAGCCAGAGUACAUUUCCGAUUAUAUGAGUUUUAUUGAUAUUUGGCAAACGACGUUUGCUAACGAUGACGAUGUAGAUCGUCAAGUCAUUGGGCAAGCAACGGAUGGGGCUGCUGCUCUUUGCGCGCAAUUCUGGGAAGUGGACUAUCAACAUGAACAAAGAAGAGCUCUUAUCGAUACUGCCACACGCAGGUUCCCCGUUAGUUUCAGACCUCUCAUACGUCUCUGCAAAGCAUUAUCAGGAAGUAGCCCCGGCGCUUUGCAUACUUCAGAUGAAGCCUUCAAAGCAAGUACUGCGGUUUACAACUACUUGGCAGAGGUACAAACCAUCACGCACGUCCUGAAUGCAUCGUCUUCCCUCUCUGCACCUUUUGAAGUCAUCGAUGACCCAGAAGAUCCGACAAAGAUUGUGCAUCGAGCCAAAGGGACAAUACCUGUAUUUGGCAGACAUUUGCAGAUCCCCGCCGGGGCGACCGGAAAGAUGAUUUCUGCCGAAGAUCAAGCUGCAAUCAUUAUGAUUUGGGACAUCAGCGAGACGCCAUACAGUAUUUGGAGACUUGGCAGAGAUGUUUUAGCAGGCUUUGCGGGACUUCUAGACCGUAAAGAUGACUUUACCUCACAAAGCAAUACUCGGCCAAAAGACGCAGCAGUGUUCGACGAAAAGGCAAAGAUUGCAUCUUUCGCAUCACUUGCUCCGGAUGAGAGUCAGACUUUCGAUGGCGAUGUGGCAGCCGAUAUUAUGGAUCUGUUCGCUUCUAUUCUCUCGACAGAGUCUCGCGUUGCAGUGGAACUCAUAGUACAUCUUGAGGGAAAUGAUAUAGGCACAACAAGUAUCGCUCAACCCAGUGCUUUGGAUGCGCACAAACCGACCUUGAUCUCGAUCACGACUGGCAUUUUGAAUCAAGCACUUUCUUCGCCAUCUUCAGCUUCACGAGUGAUCAUCAGUUCUUAUCGUCUGUUGACUUUCCUCAUUUCCGCUACACAAUCACAAGCCGUAUGGCCUUCGUUAAGGUCAUCCGGUCUCUUGAUCGGCUCACAUGGCGUACGAUCUCUACUCACACGAUACGAUGCCUCACAAUCGAUUGAGUCGUCUACCUUACUUGCCCAUGAAACCUCUAUAGGCAAGUAUGCUGGUUUGUUGUCGUUGCUUAAUUUGCAUCACGCCCUUUUGGCUGAUGUUCUCCAAACCACGUACAGUCUGAGCCAAGUAGAAAGUGAAGUAAAGGUGGAUGUGAUUCUACGGUCUCUUCGCUUUAUUACCGAUCAAGUAUGGCUAGAAUACCAGGGAUGGAAAUAUGUCAACAUUCGUCAACGCAUCGAGAUCGGUAGGAAAUGUGUGCAAAUCUAUCAGCGGAUCUUGGAUGAUGAGACUUUACGCUUUGCAACAACGACUUCUAACCGGAUAUACCAUUGGAUGGCAGAGACUUUCGUCAGUCAAAAUGCAACAGCGUUGAUGCUCAGUCCAUUGAUUAAUGCAAUCGGAUCUAGCAUCCCUUUUAUUCAUGGCCUUCAACGUUCAUCUCGACAGAUUGAAGUUGAAUUGGCUAGAGAGCAUGUAGAGGCUUGCCUUCGCUUUACCCGGACCCUCAUUGAUGCCCGCCGGGAAGCCAUCACUUCUAUGCCUGACAGGCAUGUUCACGAACCGAUCUCUUUGUUGGGACUUUUGGAGCGAGUGUUCCUGGGCGAGUCUGUCUUCCAAAAUUUCAACCCCAGCGCAACGAUGAAGAAGAGAAAGCUUCAGUCCAACGCUAGCACUUCAGUGGACUCAUUAGACGACAAGAGCCUUGCCAAUGCGCUGUUCCAGCUGAUCUUUACUUCACAUUCUCUCGGAGGUCGAAUCGAGGCAGUACGACUUAUCACAACUAUUUGUGGCUCUAUCUCAGAUGCUCAACGACUAUCAACAGGUCCGCCUUUAGUUAGUCGAUUGGGUUCUGUCGUGGACAUGGAGGAUGUCAUGACUAAUCUAAUCGAUCUCGUGGAGGAUUCGGACCAAGAUGAUCAAUUGCGAGCCUUUAGCUUCAAUAUGCUCUCUGCCUUGGUCAAGAGUCAACCUGGCAUUGCAACCCUUUUGCUUACUGGUCAACAUGUUGCAGAUGGUAUGCAAUUCGACGAGAAAGGCGAAUCAACCGAGAAGGAGGGCUCUGCUGAUCAGAGAACAGCUGUACAAGUAGCCGCCAAGCUUGUCGAAGAUGCAGCAAAGAAUUAUUCAGACGUGCAAUCAGACAUUAGUCAAAUGCGCAUCUUGCAAGCUUCAUUGAAAUUCUUGGAAUCAGCAUGGUCACAUGUAGGAAGCUAUCAAAAAAGCUUAGGAGCUUUACGUCAAUCAAAGGGCUUUUGGAGUGCAAUUAUCAAGAUUGGUACUGAACAUGAUGUCAUCCUCUCUCCUACGGAACCUGGAUCGAUUGAGGUGGAAGAUGGUGUGUGCAAAACAGAUAGAGAUGGUCCAAUCGGAAUUGCAGCUAUUAUCAAGUCAUGCAGCGCUCUUGCUUUGCAGUUGAUCGCAGCUGACGUGGCUUUCCCGCUUUUACCUACAAAGACUGGUAAUAGCAAAGUGGCAAGCUUGGAAGAGCUACUGGAAUUGUUGAAAAGCGAGAAGAAGUUCGGAAAAUCUUUGCAAAGCGUGAUAGGGGUCGAAUACGAUCCUUUCCGACAAUUAGACGUCACACAACGUAUUGAAGCAACAUUCCCUGAGUUGUUGCUGGAGCAUUUUCGUCUGCCUGUCAAACUUGACGAGAACGACGAGAGAAGACAAUAUGGUUGUCAAUACGUAUACAAUCUCGAAACAUUCCGAUUCAAAUUAGACGGUCUUAUUCGGGCAUCAAUUCAAUCAGGCGAUUUAGAUCAUUCAAUGAUCGAUACUGACGCAAAUCUCCAAGCAACAAUCUUGGUGGCAGGCGUGAAUCUGAAUUGGAGCGCAAUUGAUGCUCAGAGCAUGGUCAUUCGUGCAUGGACGAAUUUAUUAAGUGUAUCGAUUGGGGCGAUCUUUACCCGCUUUGAUGAAGACAAAGCGCUUGCUCGUCAAUUACGUUCAACAAUUGCAAAUGUUUGGCUCGAAUCUAGCAAGACUAUCAAUAGCGAGCAAGCCGGUAAUGAGAUUGCGCAAGACAUGCAUGGUUUGCGGGUUGCAUUCUUGGCCGUUCUUCUGGACGUUGCUUGGACUUGUCUACCCUUGUCGAAUAAUGAUUUGACAGAAGAGGAUAAAACAGUCACUUUAAGCGUAAUGGAUCAAGUUGUUGGCUUGUUCACUCAUCCUGUCCUAUCGAUCGUUGAUAUCAUGAAGAAGGCUCAUCUACAUCAGGAAUCCAGCUUACAUCGUGAUAUCGCACGAAUCAAUUUGCUGACAAUGCAGCGCUACCGCCUCAUAUUUCGGCAAUCAUCGAUCGGAGGAAAGGAAGGAUCAAUAGGUCGAUCUGAAUUGCUUAGGAGCUUGAAAAAGCAAGCGGAAAUAUUGAAUACUCAAACAAUCACCUUCACUCGACUCGCGUUGGACAAAUGCUUAUCAUUGUUGGAUGUACGAAGGGCAGAGGUAGGAGAUGAAUAUGUUGAUCGAGCAACGUUGAUCUUAAAUCAUGAUCUUCAACUCUUCUUGUCAGGAUUGGCCAUUCAGUUACAUCAAGAUUGCGAACUUUCAGUACAUUCCUGGUCUCCAAGAUUGCACUCCUCUGCUCUCUUAUCUGCGGCAUUUGACCUUUUCAGUCGAUCAACGUCGCCCGUGCAUCAUCUGCUUCCAGCCGGCAAUUCUACCCAUGGAGAUAGUGAUAAUAAUGGAUACGUGGAUGAGCUUGGCAGUGGUCUAGUACCACCAUAUUGGGAUUCCUUACUUCAAUUCUUUUUGGAAUUGGCAUGUCAAACCACAACGGCAGAAGUGUUAAUCUUAGCAGGUGCGACAAAUGCAUUAAAUGUGAACGCUAUCUCACUUGCUCUCGAUCAAGCACUUUCCGCAUCGAGGUCUGACUUGGCACGCAUUCCACCAAGAUUAGAGAACGGCUCUACAGAGAAUGCUUUGUAUGUUCAAUGGGUCAAGAUGUUGCGAAUUUUGGUAGCCUUGAUGAACUCAUUGGACAACAUUCCUCGAUCAUCUUUUGUUGGCCAAGAAGUGAUGAGCUUCUUCAAUAUCUAUCAUUCGGCCAUCGAAUAUAGUUUCCAACGACCUCUAUUCCAAGCAACAAGCACGAUGGGAAUGCGUGCCAUAUUAGCAGGAACUCGACAAUUUGACAAUACCCGAACUGCUAUUUUGACAUCAGAAACGAUUACAGUGAAUCAACUGCACGAGAUGGAUUUGAUCUUUAACAUCUAUCACCACAUCUUGCAACAUGUUCAAAAAAACCAAAGACCCGACUCAAAAGGCUGGAAAGCAAACAGCACUUUAUUGAUCAACAAAUUCGUCAAGCAUGCCACUCUACGUUUGCAAGAAUGCGUUCACCUUUUGCAACAUCCUCACGAGCUAUUGGCUCUUUUAGGCCUAGAUGAAAAGCAAAAGGACCUCAAGUCUCAUCCUAAUCAUAAAUCAACAGUAGCAAUGGCUACAAGACUAUUGAUGCAAACGAGUAUCAACAUCGUGAAAAGCUUUUGGUCAUUAACUACUGGUAUGGACACACUUUGUUCUUCAGAUGCAAGUUUGUGGAAUUUGGAUCAUGUAUUGGUUGUGCCAACUAUUGGAACAUCACCUUCACGACCAUCUUCAAUUGGUACUCUGUUGGAUCUCGCAGGCUAUUUGACAGAAUCACUCGAACGCUUAGAUAGCUCAAAAGGUGAAGUGAAUGACAAGAGUGCCUUGGUGGCUGCAAUGGAGCAAACGGUAUCAUUAGCCUCUACGCAAUUGGGUCUGGCAAUGCAUGGACGAUCGGUUGAGAACCAGGGUGGUCCAACCAGUACAACAAACAAGGGUGAAGAUGCACAAGGGCAAGAUGCUUCGACACUAAGUAAAGCCGCCAAUGUACAUUCCUUGGAAGUGGAAGUAGGGCUGGGACGUGACGUUUGCCAAUCGAGCGAGUCUGCAAAAGCUGCCAUUCAUGGUCGCAAAGAGAGCACGGCCUAUCUGGAUAUCAUUUUGGCAUUCCAACGUAAAUGGCUGAUCUCUUCAGAAUAAGACUUGUACAGUAAUCAUAAUGAGAAUGAAAGAUGAAUUGCUAAAAGUACAGCAGUUGUUGUGAAAGCGUUAAAAUAGGGUAUCUUCAUCACGCAGAUAUUCUCCUACAUCUGCUUGAUGAAAGACGAUGAUGCUUGUAGGAUCCAAUUUACGUGUGUCAAUUGUUGAUCUUGCCGUUACACCAAAGCCCAAAGCCACAUUUGCCAUACUCAUGAUUACUACUCCUGCAUGUUCUGGUGUAUCGUCCGUUAUUCUUCCAAGAUGUGCUUUAACGACAUGAUUUCCAUACAAAAACGGAAGUUCUCCGUUUGGUUUAAUCCAAACUUUAUGUUUUGCAUAUUGUGCCAAAGUGUCUAAAGCGGUAAUAUGAAGUCUAAAUUUUCCCGUUUUACUGAAUUUUCCA